GGGAGAGAGAGAGAGAGAGAGAGAGAGAGAGAGAGAGAGAGAGAGAGAGAGAGAGAGAGAGAGAGAGAGGGUUGAGUUUGACAGAGCAAAGCAGUUUGGUGCAUGGUCCAUUUCGCAUGAGAGGCAAACGUUUUAUCCAUGAUGACAGCAGCGUAAACCCAAAAGGGGAGCUGAGGGGGGAGUGACUGAUCGAUCCCGAGUUUUGUUCUGUCCGCGUUUUGUUCCGGCAAGCUUCAAGCGGAUAGAUGGCAGUGGGGGGAUACCACAUCAAGGGUAGCAGCGGAGGAGGGCAGAGGGAGAGGGGCCGGCCGUAUGGGUUGAUGCUGCUGCUGGCAUUCGGUGCAGCGCUUCUGGGAGUGAUGGCCCUGCACAAGCUCAGAGAGAGACGCAUCCACCAUCUCCUCCUAAAGGACAAGGAUCGGGAGCUCUUCUCCCUCCAUCUUCUCUUACAGAAGGAGAGAGAUAACACGAAAGAGAUCAGGAAGAAGGCAGAAGAGAUGAGGGCAAAGAUAUACUCCGUUAGGACACAAAAGAUGGAGCUAGACAGUCGGGUUCUAGAGAUGCAAUCCACUAUCAGCUCUUUGAAAGAUGAGCAGAGGACAAUGGAGUUGGCGCUCGAAGAAAAGCAAGACGAGAUCAAGUUGCUGCGCGAGAAGGAGAUGGAGAGAGGUAAGACAGAUCUUCGAGAGAGUUAUCUGAAGGAGAUCUUGAACCAGAAGGAAAUUGAAAUUGCAGAUCUAAAACGUCAGCCCCAAAGUCUGAAAGUGAGCAUGAGAGGAAGUGAAACACGGAAGGAAGAAAUAGACAAACUUGAGAAGAGAGAAGAGAGUGGGCAGAGGCAUGGAUCCUCUGAAAAUUCAACUGUCGCUAGAGGAGUCGAGGAAACUGAGAGAAAGCUUGGCGGCACAGUGUCGGUGGAAAAAGAGAAGUCGCAGGAUCAGGGGAAUGUGACAGAAGAAGGUCCAGUGCAAGGAGAAGCUACUCGUGAGAGUAACAGUUUUGAGGGCGCUGUGAUGAAUAGAGUUGAACAAGGGACAGGGAAUGACUUAUAUGUGAUCACUACGGGUAAUGGUGCUGCCAUGGAUGUAGUUGUUGAAGGAAAAGCUGAACUGAAGAAACUCGAAGAGGGGGAGAAGUCGGAGCAUCCAGGUAAUAGCACGGGUCAUUUGAGUUCAACAGUUCAAAGAAAGCUCGGUGAUGAACAUCGAAGCAGAAGUAAAGGAAAGAGGUGGAGAGCUCUUGCAAGACACAGGAGACUGGAGAGCAAGAGGAACUCUGUGACGAUGAAGCACCGGAGAUUCAUUGAGGAUGCAGGAAAAGAAGAAAAGCACUCGAGGGUUAAUACAGCAAAAGAGCAGAAUCGAGAUAUGAACAUGAGGAGAACAAACGAGUUGGAUCAAGAAGGUGGUGUCAUAAAAUUCUCUCAGGACUUUAACGGGAACAAUCUGGUGAGGAAAGAAGAUAGCGAUGGUGGGAAUAGACUUGAGACUGGAGGAGAAGGCGAAGAAAGCACGAAGCAGGAUCGAGAUGGUCUUGAGAGUGGAGGAAGUGGCAAUGAAAACCCAAAGGAGGAUCAAUAUGGACUCCAGAGUGGAGGGAAAGGUGAAGAAAGCCCAGAGGAGGGAAAGGAACUCAAAACAAUGGGUGACCUGGGAAACCAAUUUAUCGAAGAAGUGCCAAAGAAUAGGGGCAUGGAGACUGAAGCUAGGAACCCUGUGAAUGGAGGCGAAAAUGGAGUGGCUGAGGUUGAGAUCAAAGAACUAGGAAACCAAGAAGGUGAUGCCGCUGCAGAGAAUAUCAGUGAGGACGCCAAUAGUAAAGAAGCUGGUGCUAGGGAAGAGGAAGUUCCAAAUGAUCCCGAGGAAGAAGUGAGAGAAGCAGAUGUUGAGGAUCCACAAGAGUCGGAAAAGGACACAGCCAGUAGGGAUUUCUUCAAGGUAGAUGCUCCAGAGGUCGAAGAACACGAGGACGAGUACAAGGAGGAAACAUAAAGAGUCCGAGUUUUAGGCAGAACUCAAAACAGCCUUUAAACUCUCCUGUAGGGCUUGCUUAGAUUGUAUAGGUUAUGCAUAUUUGUAAGGCUAAUGGUAUUGCUUUUCUAGCAUUGACUUGUCAUGUUCUACUCGGAUGGAACCACUGGUCUUUCCAA
This is a messenger RNA of Punica granatum (pomegranate), 2149 nucleotides long. The record is from RefSeq and is a predicted model, not a curated record. Lineage: Eukaryota; Viridiplantae; Streptophyta; Magnoliopsida; Myrtales; Lythraceae.